UUUGUGUACAUAUAUAUAUAUAUAUAUAUAUAUAUAGAGGACCCAUCCCCUUUCCCUAUCAUCCCUCUCUCUUAUAUAGCCACAAACACAGUUCGAGUUAGCCUUUAUAUGUCUGACCCUCACACUCCUUCCAGUGAGGCCCAUGUGGACCAGCCACCACCUCCUCAGCCGUCGCAGCCACCACCUCCGCCUCCACGUCCAGCCCUUGAACCACCACAGCCUCCUCUAACUAGCACUCCUCUUCCUCGUACGCUGCCUCCUCUAGACCUACAAUCCCCUCGUUCACUUGUCGUCGAGACUCCUUCUCCGACAUCUUCGGGUGGCGGCCGGAACCCUUCUCCCCGGCAGCAACAGAUGUCGCCUAGGACUGGCCCUGGCUCCGCUAGUCCCACCGGCAGGCACCCAUCUUUUCGGGGAAUAAGGUGUCGGAGCGGAAAAUGGGUGUCGGAGAUCCGGGAGCCCCGCAAGACCACGCGCAUAUGGCUCGGCACAUUCCCCACAGCGGAGAUGGCAGCCGCGGCAUAUGAUGUGGCGGCCCUGGCCCUGAAGGGUGGAGAUGCGAUCCUCAACUUCCCCCACUUGAUGAAGUCAUACCCGGUCCCAGCUUCCACAGCCCCAGCUGACAUACGGAGAGCAGCCGCUGCUGCCGCUGCCUCGAGGAAGGCCGAAGCUGGGGGUGAUGAUUCGCCACCCGAAUCAGGCCAGACGAGCAAUGAAGUAACGAAUAUUGUUCAAGAGAGUACAGCAUCGAAGCAGGAAGAAUUUGUCGAUGAGGAGGCCUUGUUUGAUAUGCCGAACUUGCUAGUGGACAUGGCAGAGGGAAUGAUGGUUUCACCCCCGAGGAUGAAUUCUCCGCCAUCUAAUGACUCGCCCGACAACUCCGACCUCGAAACCUUGUGGAAUUACUGAUGGAAUCCAGCAUGGUACAUAUUGAGGGGAUUAAUCCUGUGAACUUUCAUCAAUAUGAAUAUGAAUGGUAAACACGAAAUUGAAAACUCGGAGUGGAAAAUGUGUGUCAAUCCCAGUAAAGAGCAGAACAAAACAAGUUUUUUAUCAAAUCCGAUGAAGAAUUCUUGACGUUCACAUACCCACUUGAGCUUGUGCUGUUCUUGGUGGAAAUGAAUCAUCAUGUAAUAGCCGGAACAAUCGAAAAUUUAACAUAAUCAGAGCUUUUUGAAGUAUAGCGAA
This is a messenger RNA of Punica granatum (pomegranate), 1188 nucleotides long. The record is from RefSeq and is a predicted model, not a curated record. Lineage: Eukaryota; Viridiplantae; Streptophyta; Magnoliopsida; Myrtales; Lythraceae.